Molecule: messenger RNA, 1592 nt
Organism: Hibiscus syriacus
Lineage: Eukaryota; Viridiplantae; Streptophyta; Magnoliopsida; Malvales; Malvaceae
Product: vacuolar protein sorting-associated protein 2 homolog 2-like
Exons: 17
Coding region: 52-1284 (410 amino acids)
Biological process (GO): late endosome to vacuole transport; endosome transport via multivesicular body sorting pathway; protein transport
Cellular component (GO): multivesicular body; ESCRT III complex
Source: RefSeq, a predicted model, not a curated record
UUACCCGUUUGUUUGUUUGAUUUUGAAGGGCAAAGCAGUUCAGUUGAUAUCAUGUUGAAAAUCUUCAAGAAGAAAGAAUCUCCCAAAGAUGCUUUGCGGUCGAGCAAAAGAGAAAUGGCGGUUGCAACUCGUGGCGUCGAACGGGAGAUUGCCUCUCUUCAACUGGAGGAAAAGAAAUUGGUGGCAGAGAUCAAGAAGACCGCCAAAACCGGAAACGAGGCUGCUACUCGAAUUUUAGCUCGCCAACUUGUACGGUUGCGUCAACAGAUAACUAAUUUGCAAGGGAGUCGUGCCCAAAUCAGAGGCGUCACAACUCAUACGCAGGCACUGUAUGCCAGUACCUCAAUAUCUACCGGAAUGAAAGGAGCAACUAAGGCAAUGGUGGCAAUGAACAAGCAAAUGGCUCCUGCGAAGCAAGCGAAAGUAAUUAAAGAAUUUCAAAAGCAGUCGGCACAAAUGGAUAUGACGAUAGAGAUGAUGUCGGAAGCUAUUGACGAAACUUUAGAUAAAGACGAGGCCGAAGAGGAAACAGAGGAGCUCACCAAUCAGGUGCUCGAUGAGAUCGGUGUGGAUAUUGCUUCUCAGCUGUCUUCAGCUCCAAAGGGUCGGAUUGCAUCAAAUAAUGUUAACGCCAGGGUCGAACCAACUGAUGUUGAUGAUCUCGAGAAGAGAUUGGCCAGUUUACGACGAUUCACGUUUCAUUCGAGGAACUUUGACUGUCAAUUAAAUUGCUUCUCGAUCGGUUCUUUGUUGAAGGAGGGGAAAUCGGAUAUGCAGAACCAACUUGUUUGCAGCGGGUGUAGGAGCAUUCUUCUAUAUCCCAGAGGAGCUACAAAUGUUUGCUGUGCAAUAUGCAAUACGGUUACACAAGUUCCUCCCCCUGGAAUGGAAACGACUCAACUCAUAUGUGGAGGCUGUCGAACAUUGCUAAUGUAUGCACGUGGAGGAACAAGUGUAAGAUGUUCUUGCUGUCACACCAUUAACCUUGCACCAGCAUCAAACCAGAUUGCUCACAUCAAUUGCGGGCACUGCCGGACAACAUUAAUGUAUCCAUCUGGAGCUCCAUCUGUCAAAUGUGCCGUCUGUCAAUAUGUUACCAAUGUUGGGAUGGGCAAUGCGAGGGUUCCAUUUUCCGGUAACCGACCUAAUCAAAUAGCUUCCACUGGGACUAUGCCAUCUACUUCAUCUAGCCAAACAGUUGUGGUUGAGAAUCCCAUGUCAGUCGACGAGAGUGGAAAAUUGGUGAGCAACAUUGUGGUUGGCGUGACAACGGAAAGAAAAUGAUUUGAUGAGAAUUUUGAGUUCGAUUACCCCAUUUAUUUGAGUUGAAUGCCAACAAACGUGUUUUGAGCCUGGAAUCUAGUUGUGAAUAAUGUAGUAGUAUACGUAUAGAUGUUGAAAAUGGAAGGGCAGUUAACAUUUAAUUUAGUCAAGUAUGAGGUAGGGAAAAUGUGUAUUGUAUAUUUUGUGCACGAGGAGAUGGUGAUGUUGAAAAACUGGAUCGGAAUUCGGCCAUCCUGUGGGGUUUGGUCAUCCAUGGGAGUGUCAUUUAACACUGGAUUUUGGAAAGUGAAGACGUGUGUUGUAUUGCA